Puma concolor (puma) is the source of this 681-nucleotide messenger RNA. The record is from the annotation of a RefSeq genome assembly. NCBI's taxonomy places the organism in Eukaryota, Metazoa, Chordata, Mammalia, Carnivora, Felidae.
AUGAACGAAAAUCUAUUCGCCUCUUUCGCUACCCCAACAAUAAUAGGACUGCCUAUCGUUAUCUUAAUUGUUAUAUUCCCAAGCAUUCUAUUCCCAUCACCCAACCGACUAAUUAAUAACCGCCUGAUCUCACUGCAACAAUGACUAGUACAAUUAACAUCGAAGCAAAUAUUGGCCAUCCACAAUCACAAAGGACAAACCUGAGCCCUAAUACUGAUAUCCCUCAUCUUAUUUAUUGGAUCAACAAACCUAUUAGGCUUACUACCUCACUCAUUCACCCCAACCACCCAAUUAUCAAUAAACUUAGGAAUAGCUAUUCCACUAUGAGCCGGCACUGUAAUUACCGGGUUUCGCCAUAAAACUAAAGCAUCCCUAGCCCACUUUUUACCACAAGGAACACCUAUUCCCCUAAUCCCCAUGCUCGUAAUUAUCGAAACUAUUAGCCUCUUCAUUCAACCUAUGGCCCUAGCCGUACGACUUACAGCUAACAUCACUGCAGGUCACUUACUAAUACACUUAAUUGGAGGGGCCACUUUAGCCUUAAUAAACAUUACAACUUCCGUUGCCUUAAUUACUUUUAUUAUUCUUAUCCUACUAACAAUCCUUGAAUUCGCUGUAGCCCUAAUCCAAGCCUACGUUUUCACCCUACUAGUAAGCCUAUAUCUACAUGAUAAUACCUAA